AUGAAAUGCUCCUCCAACGAAUAUGAUAUUCUUCUUUUUGUCAAAGAUGCUAAUUCAUUUACUAGUCUUUUAGAUGAAGAUAAAUGGCCAUCUCAAAUUGGUUCGCAAUUUUGUACAUUUCCUUCAUCACCUCAUAUUCCUCCCCAAUUAUCACUUAUUAUAAAAAAUGUUGAUUUUCAUAUGGAUAUGAAUGAUUUCACGGCGGAUUUAACGGCAAAAUUUCCUGAAAUUAAGAAUGUCAUUAGAUUAAAGAACAAAUUUCAGCAAGACAUUAAAAUUGUUAAAAUUAAAUUCGUGUCAACUUUAGCUCGUGAUCAGAUUUUAACUGCCGGGAAAAUUAAUAUUAAUUAUAGAUCAUAUGAUGUAGAAGAAUAUAUUGCUCCGGCUAGAGUACUCAUCUGCAGCAAGUAUUGUGGCAUUGGCCACUUUAAGUGCCAAUGCACGCAAUCGAAUGUAACAUGUAAAACUUGUGGACAAUCUUUCCCAGAUUUAAAACAACAUCAUUGCUCAAAUCAACCUAAAUGUAUUCAUUGUGGCGGUGAACACUUAUCUAAUGUGGCUAGUUGCCCGGUGGUCAAACAAUUUCGUGCCGCAUUAACUAAAAAAUUGUUAAUCACGAACUACAAUUCAACACCAACACUCAACUGCUUCAAAUAUGACCCUGCUCAAUUUCCUCAAUUAUCCUCUUCACGUAACUCAUCAAUUACUGGCUCACAUCACAAGAUUUUAUCUAAACUAGAUAAACUGGUUAUUAACAUGGAAAAAGUGAACAAUAAUAUCUCUAAAAUAACAAUUUGUGAAGAAAAAUUCGAGAAAUUUAUGCAGGAUAAAAUUAUUCAACAAGAUAUAAAUGUAUUAAAACGUAAUGAUAAAACUCUCGAAGCCCACCAAGUUCAACAGGAAUUAAAAUUGAAAAGACAUGAAAAUAUUCUAGUUAAAUUAUUGGUGCCAAUGCUUGAUGAAAUGUCCAAAGUUAUUCUAACACUUAAGCACGAUCAACAUGGUCGUCCUUUUGAACCUGGUCUUAAGACGAACUUCGAGAUAACUCGUACAAAAUUCAAAUUAGUCUUAGAAGGUAAAGAUUUGUCAUGA
Rotaria sp. Silwood2 is the source of this 1092-nucleotide messenger RNA. The record is from the annotation of a GenBank genome assembly. NCBI's taxonomy places the organism in Eukaryota, Metazoa, Rotifera, Eurotatoria, Philodinida, Philodinidae.